Molecule: messenger RNA, 3291 nt
Organism: Orycteropus afer afer
Lineage: Eukaryota; Metazoa; Chordata; Mammalia; Tubulidentata; Orycteropodidae
Source: RefSeq, a predicted model, not a curated record
ACUCUGGUAGCAAAGAGGGGGAAUUACGGGUUGGUGGUCGGCUUCAUGUUAGGAGGACACCCCUCCAUCUGUUCACAGCUUAGCCUGCUUCCAAUUUAAAGCCCAGAUUUCAAUGCAAACCACAAUUUCUAUUCCCCAUUUUAAAUGCAAAGCAAGGCUCCUGAAUCACAUUACUCUGCUACUGGGAUUCAGACCAAAUUUUCCCCAAAAUUCUCAGGCUAUUUGUUUGAAUACCUGCUUACAGUGGUAUACAAUGGGCAGCUUUGAGAAGAAAAAUUGAUAAUCUUCAUGGAAGAGUAAUUUGAAUGAAAUUACACUUGACAGCCUGUCUCCAAGCAAACAAGAGAAGCCAGGGAGCCUCAGCUAAGCUCUGAGGACUUGCCUGAGCCACUGCUGUUGGAGCUUCCCAGGGGGGAAAAAAAAUCACCAGUUUUUUCCAACGUCUAAUUGAGGCUUUUGAUUAAUUCCGUGUACCAGAUUCUACUGAAGAAAGGUAGCCAUGGAAGAGAAUAUGGAAGAGGGACAGACACAAAAAGGGUGUUUUGAGUGCUGUAUUAAAUGCCUGGGAGGCAUUCCCUAUGCCUCUCUGAUUGCUACCAUCCUGCUCUAUGCUGGAGUGGCCCUGUUCUGUGGCUGUGGUCAUGAAGCACUUUCUGGAUCUGUCACCAUCCUACAAACCUACUUUGAGAUGGCAAGAACUGCUGGAGAUACACUGGACGUCUUUACCAUGAUUGACAUCUUUAAGUAUGUGAUCUACGGCAUUGCAGCUGCAUUCUUUGUGUACGGCAUUUUGCUGAUGGUGGAAGGUUUCUUCACAACUGGGGCCAUCAAGGAUCUCUACGGAGAUUUUAAAAUCACCACUUGUGGCAGAUGUGUGAGCGCCUGGUUUAUUAUGCUGACGUACCUUUUCAUGUUGGCGUGGCUGGGAGUCACAGUUUUCACUUCAUUGCCAGUCUACAUGUACUUCAAUCUGUGGACCAUCUGCCGGAACACCACCUUAGUUGAGGGAGCAAAUCUCUGCUUGGACCUUCGUCCAUUUGGAAUUGUGACAAUUGGAGAGGAAAAGAAAAUUUGUACCGUCUCUGAGAAUUUCUUGAGGAUGUGUGAAUCCACUGAGCUAAACAUGACCUUCCACUUGUUUAUUGUGGCACUUGCUGGAGCUGGGGCAGCAGUUAUUGCUAUGGUUCACUACCUUAUGGUUCUGUCUGCCAACUGGGCCUAUGUGAAAGAUGCUUGCCGGAUGCAAAAAUACGAGGACAUCAAGUCGAAGGAGGAGCAAGAGCUUCACGACAUCCACUCUACCCGCUCCAAAGAGCGGCUCAACGCAUACACAUAAUACCGCACUCCCCUUUCUACCAUUUGAAUUCUUUGGUGUUUAACUAAAGGCCAUCCACUCUCCAACCACUAAAAAAAAAAAAAAAAAAGAAAGUGCUUCUCAUCAGCGAUGCAUGGGGUGACUUAUGAAUCACCUGAAUGCAAUUCUGUCUUGAUUAGCACUUAAUUUGCUAAUCUGUUAAAUUGUUAACUUCUACAAGCUCCUAUCCAGCCUUUUUUUUUCUCAAACUCAUUUAAUAGUUCUGUAAUACCGAAGAUACUAACAUUGUCAAAUGCAAAGAUUUGUUUGAUUUUUAACCACUUCCUACAUGUUACGCAUAACAUCUUUAGCAUUUUUUCUUAUGUUUUUGAAAAGAAAAAAAUAGCUUUUUAUGCUUUUUAGUUUUUAUUUCAGUAACUAGUUUAACUACAGGUAACCUUCUAAGGGACCAUUGUACAUUAUGAACACUAGACAGCGAUGACAUCAUGAUGACUCUUCUUGAAAUACGGAUAUCUUGUCUGAAGAUCAGUGGCCACAUUAUGGCAGGCCCUGGUUAAGGUUUUCAUCAACCUAAGGUGCAAUUUCUAAAUUUGUAAGAGUAGGUAAAAAAAAAAAAAAAAAAAGUGCUUCUUAUCUUUAUUAACAUUGUAUUUUUCUUGGAGUUCUUAAAAGACAUUUUUCUCUGAUUACUCAUGUUUAUGUUGUGAGCAUGUAGAACCAUUGAUGCUAAUGCAUGGCUAGUUGCCUUUUUAAGAUUGUGACACCAGGCUUACCUUUUAAAGUUUAGUAUAGAGACAAAUUAAUGGAAAUAACUACAUGUAGUCUGCAGGAGAAUGCUCUCUUUGUGAUGUAAGCAGUGGCUGGAUUGGAACUUUUAUGCUAUUGUGAAAAAUUAAUUACCUUUAUGAAGGUGACAUAUUAAAAAUAAGCACACUAAUCCCUCAGAAGUUGUUUUACCUGCUUUGAAAGGUUUAAUGGAUUGCACCUCUGUAAAGUAUCCCUAAAUUGUGUAUGAUAUAUUUGAAAAGCCUUCCGUUAAGGUAAUAGCUUUGCUUGCAGCCUUCCAAUCUAUGUUGGUUUACCUGUAGUGUUUUUAAAAAUGUGGUCAGAGGCCAUAGUAGAAUGUAUCAUUUGAAAGUGUAGUGAUAUAUUUGUGUUUUUAUUUCAGGUAAGUCAUUUUAAACACCUAUUCAUUCAUAUUCAUUUAUAAAAAGUACCUGUAUCAAAGGAAUAAAAAAAAAAAAAUCAGUAUUAUUGGACCAAAUUUGGUGUUUGUUUUAAUCUUGACUUUCUUCUUUUAAUUAUUUCUAAUGCUACAAGAAUGCUGUAAAGUGUCUUUUAAAAUGAUGUAGCCUGACAAGACAUUUUUGUCAGUUAUAAAACUAGGUAGUAUUGUGCACUGAUUUGACCAUUGUGAAAUUCUUUCUCAGUGUAAGUGCAUUUCUAAUAAAAUUUAAUGAGUGAAACAAUCUUUGUACAAUGACUAGUCAUGCAUCAUUAGUAAUUUACAAGUUCUUGUAGUAGGUAGAGGAGUAUUAUAGAGUUCUCUGUGGCAUGAUUAUGAAUUCUAUAGAAUUAUUUAAUUAAUUUGGGGUUGGUUUUGCUUCUUUUUUUACACUUAGCUUAUCUUACUGGUUGAACAUUUUUCUGAUAUAUGCAGUAUUACAUAUAUUCAGCAAAAGUAUUAAUGGGCUUCUUUCAAUUCUAUAUUAUAGUGUUUCAGUUCUGUGUCUUAACAGUUUGUGAUGAUUUUUAAAACUGUCUUUUAAACUUAUGUAAUGAUGUUGACUCUUUUGGCUUUUUUUCUGGUAUUAGAGUUUGUAUUUUCACAAAGAAUGCUUUGUAGCAGGCAUUACAAUUAAUCUGUUUUGUACAUAAAUGUGCCAACAGCUUGAUGGUGGCGUUUUUGAAAUGUAGAACAAAGUGCUUGCAAACUGUAAUAAACACACUUGUGUAAUUUGUGUACUUAUCAUGAG